This is a messenger RNA of Anoplophora glabripennis (Asian longhorned beetle), 3163 nucleotides long. It is a transcript of the gene amon, whose product is annotated as neuroendocrine convertase 2. Bases 1 to 1701 code for a protein of 566 amino acids. The record is from RefSeq and is a predicted model, not a curated record. The transcript has 12 exons. Gene Ontology annotation, biological process: protein processing. Gene Ontology annotation, molecular function: serine-type endopeptidase activity. NCBI's taxonomy places the organism in Eukaryota, Metazoa, Arthropoda, Insecta, Coleoptera, Cerambycidae. Gene Ontology annotation, cellular component: Golgi membrane; trans-Golgi network.
AUGAUCGCGAAGUCGUUGUCGUCGAAGAGCGUCAGAGUGUCAAUGUGUACCAGGUGGAAGCAGGAUUCUGAUCGCGAAAUGGUGCACACAGCAAUACAGCAGCCGGGAUUCCUUCGAGUGAAGAGGGGAUAUAAACCAUUAAAAGUUGAAAAUCUUGUGAAAAAUAUACAACCCCACAGAGACCCCUCAGAUCCGUACUUUCCUUUCCAAUGGUAUUUAAAAAAUACAGGGCAGAAUGGAGGAAAAGCGAAAUUGGAUUUGAACGUAGAAGCAGCUUGGGCACAAGGUGUGACUGGAAAGAACAUCACCACGGCGAUUAUGGAUGAUGGUGUCGAUUACAUGCACCCCGACUUAAAAUUUAACUACAACGCUAAAGCCAGUUACGAUUUCAGCAGUAACGACCCAUUUCCAUACCCCCGCUACACAGACGACUGGUUUAACAGCCAUGGGACCAGAUGUGCAGGAGAGGUAGCAGCCGCCCGAGAUAAUGGAAUAUGCGGAGUUGGCGUGGCCUACGAUUCAAAAAUUGCAGGAAUUCGCAUGUUGGACCAACCGUACAUGACGGAUCUGAUAGAGGCCAAUUCCAUGGGUCACGAACCCAACCUUAUAGAUAUCUACAGUGCCUCGUGGGGACCCACCGAUGACGGGAAGACAGUUGACGGUCCAAGGAACGCCACGAUGAGAGCGAUCGUUAGAGGUGUUAACGAGGGGCGCAACGGCCUGGGGAACAUCUACGUAUGGGCGAGCGGUGACGGCGGAGAGGACGACGACUGCAACUGCGAUGGGUACGCGGCCAGCAUGUGGACGAUAAGCAUAAACAGCGCCAUUAAUGACGGACAGAACGCACACUAUGACGAAAGCUGUUCCUCGACUCUGGCGUCAACUUUCAGCAAUGGUGCCAAGGAUCCCAAUACCGGCGUUGCCACCACCGAUCUAUAUGGUAAAUGCACAACGACACACUCGGGAACGUCUGCAGCCGCUCCAGAGGCAGCAGGUGUUUUCGCGCUGGCGUUGGAAGCGAAUAAUAAAUUAUCCUGGAGAGAUGUUCAGCAUCUCACCGUGUUGACGUCAAAGAGAAAUUCGCUGUUCGACGCCAAGGGACGUUUUCAUUGGACGAUGAACGGCGUGGGGCUGGAGUUCAACCAUUUGUUCGGAUUUGGAGUCCUAGACGCAGGGGCCAUGGUGGCGUUGGCCAAGCUGUGGAAAACGGUACCGCCGAGGUAUCACUGUGAAGCGGGGACCGUCUCUGAAGUACAAAAAAUUCUUUCGAACAAAUCUCUAACCUUAAAAAUCACGACCAACUCCUGCCAGGGAGAAAAUACUGAAGUUCGAUAUUUGGAACAUGUACAAGCGGUGUUAACGUUGAAUGCUAGCCGCAGGGGCGACGUCGAGCUAUUUUUAACUUCUCCAAUGGGCACCAGGUCUAUGAUACUUAGUAGAAGGCAAAAUGAUGACGAUUCUCGUGAUGGUUUCUCAAAGUGGCCUUUCAUGACCACACAUACAUGGGGAGAGUACCCGCAGGGUACAUGGUUACUUGAGGCGAAGUUCAACUCGCAAAUUCCACAAACUGGAUUUGUGAAAGAGUGGACUUUAAUGCUGCAUGGAACACGGGACCCCCCUUAUACAGAACUUCCAGUGUUAGAUCCACAUUCUAAACUGGCUAUUGUAAAAAAAGCUCAUGAAAGUCGAAGUAAGAUGUAAUGAAAGUUAAGAUUUCUCUCUUUAGUUAACUUAUUUCCUUUACAUAAAUCCCAUAUCGAAAAUUGAUAAAGUUUAUUUAUCUUACAUAUAUUUUUUUAAAUUCGUUAUCUGCAUCACGCACAUUAUAUUUUGCAUUAUAAUUUUUAAAUUAAAAUAUAUUAAAGUGUUUAAAAAUACUAAGAAAAAAGAAUAGCUAUUUCUAUUGAACUUAAUUGCAUAUUAAAAUUUUUAAAUUCAUUUUUACAUUUUUUCCCCAUUUCAGUAGGUCAUUACAUUAUUAUUAUUAUUUUCCUUUAUUAGAUAUUUUACCAAUGUAAUAUAUACUGUGUCCCUAAAAUUACGCAUAAACCUUAUCAAAAUAAGGUUCAGGCAAUUUUUUUGUGGGUAUAAGACUUAGACAAGUUCUUAUUUGAAACCCUGCAUAGAAGUCAUUGACGUUUUUAGAAUUUUUUUCAGUUUCAAAAUAAGUUUUUUUAAUAAUUACAUAUUUUAUGCAUUUACAUGGCAACGGUAAGAUAAUAUUUAUUAAAAUACUGAAUGACUCAGAAAAAUGUCCUAAUUUUUAAACAGGAUCGAACAGUUAAAAUAGUUCUGAAGGAAAAUGUACACUAGGUUAAUUUUCCUUUAAAAUUUUUUAAAGUAGAUGCAUCCAAGUGUUUUCCCGAAAACAAAUAUUGCAUAUUGAAGUUAUGUGUUACUUUACAGGCACAGUGUAUACAUUUCCAAUAUCAAGUCAAAUGUACAAGUGAUUACUACUAAAAAUAAGAGAGUCCUAUCCUACUUUUUUUAAUAAAUACUCCGUAAUUAAAUUUUAUUACCAAUAUCUAUUUCAUUAAAAAUCAUAGUUUUGUGAUGAUCCUAACAUUUUUGUAUAAUUUGAAAAUUUAUACUUCCACAUAAUGUACCUGUUUGUCAUAUUAUUAAAUUUUUGCCUUGAGGUAUGACUAUUAAAAUCUGAAAGUUUACUUGAUAACAUAACUAUGAAAUGUAAACCGUUAGAAGUAGAAAGUCUUCAUAUUUAGAACUCCUUUCUGAAUUUACUGCUAGAUAUGGGAAAAUAUCUUUAAUUUUUCGUAGACUGUAGAUGAAGAAAUUGUACCACCACACAAAAAAUAUAAUCAAAUACUAACAACAUUAUUGAAACAUUAAAAUUUUAACUGUGGAUCUGAACCUUUUGCUUAAAAGGAAAAACGUAAUGUUUCUUUUAAACAAUAGGGCAAUACAAACAGUCAGGUCAAAAUGUAUAAAUAUACGCAUGUGAUUACUUAAAUAGUCAUUAAAGUACCUAUAAUGUUAUUAUAUUUUACUUCAUUAAAAAUUGUAAAUUGAGAAAUUAAAUUUUAUAAUAAAAAUGUUAAUUUAAUUAUUUUUAUUGUUAUUUUCACCUCUAGUCUGAGAAUAUUAUAAAUGACCAGUUUUGUACAAAAUAAUAAUGAACUAUUUUUGAAAAAUCUUUUACAAG